AUGUCUCUUGAUCCUGCCUCCAACCUACAGACGCAUUCGCCCACAAGCUCAGGACGUUCUUCACCAGCCCCGCGAACACCUCGAAGAACGAUCGAGGACGCCCACUACAAGAAGGACAAAAGCUUCCGACGAUACGCCUCGGGUGUAGAACGUGCUUUGUCCCUGUUCGACACAGCUCAGCAAGAAUGGGCAGACUAUAUAUCCUUCCUCGGCCGCCUACUGAAGGCUAUCCAAGCUCAUCCUGUGGAUGUCCCCGUCAUCGCCCACAGUAGCACUGUUGCGACUCGAUUGGCGCAAUGCCUAAACCCCACAUUGCCCUCAGGGGUACACCAGAAGGCCCUUGAGGUCUAUUCCUAUAUCUUCAAAAUAAUUGGGAAAGAUGCCCUCAAUCGGGACCUUUACCUCUACCUCCCCGGGCUCGUGUCCGUCCUCUCAUUCGCCUCGCUAUCCGUGCGACCUUUUUUUCUCUCGCUGAUUGAAACAUACGUCCUGAGAUUGGAUAGUUGGGCGUUGAGGCCUGCGCUGAAAGCUAUUAUACUAGGUUUACUACCUGGCUUGGAGGAAGAGACAAGCGAAGACUUCGAACGUAUGGUCCAGGCUCUCGACAAACUUCGAGAGGCUGUGACGGUACCGGCCGCUAGUGAGGAAGAAUCCAAAAGUGAGGCUGGAUCCUCACACUAUUGGCAAUGCUUCUUCCUCGCCGCCAUCACCAAUCCUUCCAGGAGGCAAGGAGCUCUUGCGUUCCUUGUCCGCCGACUACCAAAAUUCGGGAGUCGUAAUCGACGCGGCUCGGUUCCUACAGACGCGUCUACUGCUCUGGAGGGAUUGCCAAAGGAGGCAGAGGCUGCCAUUUCUCCGGAACCAGGUCUUCUUGUCCGUUGCUUUGCUGCCGGUCUAUCAGAUCCUCAGCUACUGAUACAAAGAGGAUUUCUGGAUCUCUUGGUCAGUCACUUACCACUUGACUCACCAGUGCUUCAACAAAGAAUCAAUCAAGACGAUUUGGAUCGGCUUGUUACUGCUGCUGCGGGCGUAGUGUCUCGAAGAGACAUGAGCCUGAACCGGAGGCUCUGGGCUUGGUUCCUCGGACCGGAACCAUCAGCUGGGCCAGAUGGAACCGAACCUCUCGCUUCGCCUACGCAGGAAACGAAAAAUCUAGGCGUUGAUUCAUCGGCUCAUCAUGCUGUCUACUUUUCACAGUACGGCCUCCAAUCAUUGACUCGUAGUCUAAUGAAGAUGAUCAAUCGACCUAGUCUGCUCGUAGCGGAUCGCGCAAGACCCUUUCGCAUAUGCCUAUCCUUGAUGGAUCGUUGGGAAGUCGGAGGCUUGGUAGUCCCUGAAAUUUUUCUACCAGCUCUCCAGAGUGUCCAGAGUUAUAGCGAAACUGCCGAUAGAGAACAGCUUGACGAAGUCAUGAAAAGUGCUAGCGUCUUUUUUGACGGCGUCGAAAGCGGUCUUAUAUGGGGCAAGCUCGUGGAACUAGUCGUAACGGCAUUGAACAGCGAUGCAUCUAGUCACGAUAAAGCUGCUGGUCAGCUAAAGUUGGCAAAAUUCGUCAUGACUCGUUUCAACGUUCGAGACGAGGAGAUGUUACUGCAUCAUAUGCCUCUAAUGGUCUUGACAAUUCUUGUAAAUCUUAACAACCACACCAAACGGGUAGCUCAGAGUGCGGCAACAGCAGUUUCUGUAACACUGGCCCUUGAAACAGCGGACAUCCUCGUCCAACUCCUCCCAGAACGAGCUUUACGGACGUCAGAUUCUAGUCUGACUGCUCACAAGUCUGGAACUUCUUCCAAAGUGAAGUCCAGUGAAAUCGUCACCAAGAUCACCGGGUUCUACUUAGAGGCCCAUGGGACUUUGGAAUAUCUCGAACCUCCGUUCGAAGUGCCAGUCUUGGGACAAUUGUGUUUGCGUGAAGCGGGAUCACUGUUCACCUCGUCCCUUGGUCAUAAAUCUCCUCGAAACAUGGCGGAAGUAUCCUCAAGGAUCCUGUCAUCUGUUAUCUACAAGGUACAGGACCUACAUGCAUUGCACGACGUAGAGCUCUUGACAAUUCUUCAGCAGGUGCUUGUCCCAACUUCUCCGUCUAAACAAGCACCUACUAUACCCUUUCACCAUAUCGCUUCUAUCACAGCAGUUCUUUCGGCACUGCAGUCAAGUCGUACGCCCGAGCUUUAUAUCGCCGCUUCUCAGCUUCCAGACCUUAUGCAUCCUCUUGUUGCCUGUGCUUGGGAGUAUCUGUCGCCAUACAUGCCAAAAUAUCAUGUCGAGGCUGUUCGUUGCCUCUGGCAAUUACACUCAAUAUCACCUUCAAAUCGAUUCGUUGAAGCAGCUAUCACAUCAAUCAUAUCGCAAACUCCUUCCACAGAGUCUGCUGCCAUGCCAGAUGUGGGCCGGAGGUUCGCCCUGUUAUGGACGCACACAAUGAACGAUCAAAUAUCACACACGGGAAAGAGGUCCUUCUCUAGCCCCGAGCGUUUUAGUAGCUUACCGACGACUGGACAGACUACAACACCCACUGCUGGAUUUCAAGUGGUCUUGACGAGGCCACUGUUCCUAAUGCUAGAUGCACUAACCGAUGAGGGAACCGAGCUAUUCGCCUUUGUGAAGAGCUGGCUCCAAGACCUGCCCACUCUGAAUAAGGUGUUUUGGUUACUAGCCACUCAUCUCCAAUCUUUGCAGUGCCUGAAGGACAGGAAGGCUUUGGCACCAGGUCAAGCCGGCAAUUCGAAGCCCCUUGCGGCUCCGGUGGACGACUCCAAAGAAUGCCUGUAUUACCUGCGGCAUGUACUGAACAUUUUGAGGUGGCCGACAAAUUACACCUGGCUUACUUUAGCUGAAGAACCUGCCCCGCAAUCGCCAUACGAUCCCCCAGGUGCCGAAAGAGAAACCAUGCAGGUGUGGAUUGUCCGCACAUGUAUGAAGGCUCUUUCAAUGAAUGCACAGGGUGUGAGCGCUGAAGAGAGGCCCCAUUAUGAUGAACUCUAUCGUACCGCUGUGUCGAUUGUCAUUCAGAUAUAUCACAGCCCGUAUUCGGUCUCAUUGAAGGACUUGGAAUUGGAGACUCCCCUAAUGGCUCGACUGCGGAUUUCAUGCCCGUCUUUACAGAGUCUGCUUCUUGAGGCAAUACUCGCGGCGCUGAAGCUUCGGCUUUCAUCUCCACCACAACCUGAAAGGCCGCAGAGAGCCGCGUCGCGAUUAUCUAUGGUUUUGGAGAGACCUAAAGCCGAGGAGCCUGAAUCACCGCCUGUAGCUCCACCACCCGAGCUAGUGGAGUGUUUACGCGAUGGUUUCUCUUCACCUUCCAGCCGUCUAGAUCUUGAUGAUUGGGUCACCUUCCUUGCAGAAGUCUUGCCGCUCUUUGCGGAUACUAUCUUCCAAAACCUGUUACCACUCGUGGAAUGUUUCUGCACCCAGAUCAACCAAGUUUUUGGACAACUUCGUUCAACCUUCAACGAGCCUCUUGGAAAUACUCAAACAUCACCCGAAUCGACCCUGGUCUCACUAAUGAAUGGGUUGGAGCAGAUCCUAGCUAAAGCCCAUGAUCGUCUCGUCAUGCAGGAGACGAGAACUACAACCACGAAGUCUCCGGAGCAACCACAAGGGUUCUUCGGGAAUAUGGUUUCUGGAUUGAUCUCUACCGAAUCUAACCAGACCCGGAACCCCACGGCAAACAGCAGACUGACUGUUCUCCUGUGCUUCCAAGAUACUGUCCGCAUGUGCUUCUCGAUCUGGUCAUGGGGUGGCUAUGGGUCAAGUGAAGGGAGACAGGACCCAACAUCCCUAGCAUCGUUCGGUUAUACGUCUCUACGGAUGCGGAAUCGUUCUCGAAGGAUCUUGGAACACCUUUUCGCUGCUGAAGCUUUGGAGUGCCUCGAGACCCUAGCUGUCCUAUGGUGCAAAUCGGCCCGUGGAGGCUUUCAAGCCACAUCAGUCAUGAGCUUGCUCAACGUUCUCAAUGGGUCAAAACCUAAGCAUACUAUCCCUGCGAUCUUCAAUGCUGUAUACAGUAGAACGAACCCUAAUGCUCUCGAUCCUUUGAGGAUGUCAACUUUAACUUCAGACCUCGCGGAUACAGAUCUAGUCACCUUCCUAGUUGAUUACACGAAAUCAUUAGAAGAUGAUGCUAUGGACGAGAUAUGGCCGGACUGUAUAAUCUUCUUGCGGGACGUCCUCGCCAAUCCUCUUCCUCAUCGCCAGAUUCUGCCGACCCUCGUUGAAUUUACCGCUGUCCUGGGACAAAAGGUGGAUAAUACAAACUUUGGCGAGCAGCGUAAGAUGAGGAGAGAGCUAGGGGACCUGUUCACGAGGCUUCUUACCGCAGUGUUUACCACUCGAUCGAUGGGAUUCUUACAAGAACCCUCGCAAGUGGCUGCCGUAGAGAAGGCAUCUAGCGCAACGAACAGUGGCAGUAGCCUGAAGAGAUCUGUCGACGUUGUGACGAUUCUCACAUCAGUCAUACCUGAUCUGCCGCUGAUUCUUGUCGAGAGCGAUCGCGUGGCCAAUGCUGCGACCAGCAUUUCUACCAAUAUCAUAGGACCGACUUUCCGCGCCAAAGCAUUUCCGGAGAACGUGUCAAAACCGAUACUUGACCUACUCUAUCAACUCACUCGGGUAGCUCAGAGCAACAAGACCUGGAAAAAGGACAUUGCGGACGCUUUCAAUGAUGCACGCUUCUUUGCUACACCUCUUCCCCUCAUCACCUCUUCCUGGCUCCCCAUCCUCGCCCAAUGGACUCUCACAGACAAAGACCGCCUCCUCGAACUUCUCUCCCGCCUCUCCGCGCCCACAACGGCCGGCAUCAUGUUCGGCGUAGGCGCCGCCUCCGCCCGCCAAGAAGCCGACCGCAAAACCCAACUCACCCUCCGGCGCAUCUCCCUCCUCCUCCUCGCCGGGCCCCCAGACACCUUCACCCCCUCCCUCCCCGCCGUCUCUGAAAAGAUCGUCGAACUCCUCGCCGCCACGCCCGCCUCCUCUCCCUCCUCGACCACCCGCACCGAGCUUUUCAUGCUCCUGCGCGCCCUGGUCCUGCAAACCGACCCCGUGCACCUCGCGCCGCUCUGGCCGCUUCUCAACGCCGAGCUCGCCGCGGCCCUCUCCUCGCUGCUGCCAGACGCUGCCAACAAGGACACGUACAACAACGCCGCGCUGCUCCAGGCCUGCAAGCUCCUCGACGCCCUCGUCGUCCUGCUGCCCGACGACUUCCAGUGCAACGAGUGGGUCUUCGUCGCCGACACCAUCGACGCCGUCUACCGCCCCGCUGACUGGCAUCCCUCGGCGCUCGCCGACGAGAUCGCGGAGGUGCUGGCGGCCGCUGAGACGCCGACGAGCCGUGCGGCGCACCACCACCCACCUGCUUUCCCCGCGGUGAAUAGGGGCACCACCGCGAAGCGCACGCCGUGGCUGGAUCCGCUGAUUGCGGCGGUGCAGGGCAGCGAGGAGGGGGCGGAUGUGCGGGCCAUGGCGCGCUCGGAGCUGGUCAGUCGCGUGCUGCGGCCGUUUUUAGGGCAGCUGGGCCUCGUGGCGUUUGAGGCGACGUAUGGGAUGGGAGAGGCGGAUGUGGAGGGGGUGAGGGUGGGGUUGUUGGCAGACUUAUGCGAGGAUUAGUUUGAUUAGGGGAUGAGGUUGGCUUGAGUUGUUGGAGGUUGGCUUGUGGUGUUGCGAGGAAUUGAAAGCAUAGCUUUGGCGCUUUGGACGCUAGAAUGUGAGUAUGGAGAGGCUGGGUGGCAGUAUAGUUACUUCACGGUGUGCAUGGCCUUGUGUGAAGUUUUUGUCCUUCUUUUAUUCAUUCGGGUGGCUGGUAUCCAUAGAGUGCUAGACCGUCGCAGUCUUCCGAAAGUAUUGUUCCAAUGUGCC
Messenger RNA from Mytilinidion resinicola, 5853 nucleotides. RefSeq names its product cellular morphogenesis regulator dopa. Bases 1 to 5604 code for a protein of 1867 amino acids. NCBI's taxonomy places the organism in Eukaryota, Fungi, Ascomycota, Dothideomycetes, Mytilinidiales, Mytilinidiaceae. The record is from RefSeq and is a predicted model, not a curated record. The transcript has 6 exons. Gene Ontology annotation, cellular component: endosome; trans-Golgi network. Gene Ontology annotation, biological process: Golgi to endosome transport.